Messenger RNA from Myotis davidii, 229 nucleotides. It is a transcript of the gene PMAIP1, whose product is annotated as phorbol-12-myristate-13-acetate-induced protein 1. The transcript has 3 exons. Bases 1 to 222 code for a protein of 73 amino acids. Gene Ontology annotation, biological process: apoptotic process; release of cytochrome c from mitochondria; DNA damage response. Gene Ontology annotation, cellular component: mitochondrion. Lineage: Eukaryota; Metazoa; Chordata; Mammalia; Chiroptera; Vespertilionidae. The record is from RefSeq and is a predicted model, not a curated record.
AUGCAGAGGAAGUGGUGUAUCGGCGAUGUAGCCAUGUCACAGUGUGUUUGUAUACAUUGUGUGACUGUAUGUGUUCCAUCUCACGUACAGAAUACAGGUGUACAUAAAACUAACAAGGCUGAAAUUGAGUGUGCCCUUCAAUUAAGGAGAAUUGGAGACAAGCUGAGUUUCCUGCAGAAACUUCUGAAUCUGAUGUACAAACUCUUCGGCUCAGGAACCUGACUGCUUC